AUGGUAGUUCCAAUUACUAUUUUAGAAGUUAAUUCUUUAAGUGACGACAACUUUGAGGCCACUUUUGGUAAUGUUAUUGAACUGUGUUCUGGUGCCGCAGCUUAUGUUAAAGAUAAAAGACCUUUCAAUAACGUAAGUGAUCUUUGUAAUGAGUUCCAUACCUAUUUAGAGCAGCUAAAUGUUCAAGACCAAGUCGAAGUGUUGAAACUCCACCCUGAUUUAGCUGGGAGCCUCGCUGCACGUGGUGAACUAACAAAAGAGUCUGCAGAAGAACAGCGGACAGCUGGUCUAGAACAACUAACACCACAGAUGAAGAAGACCAUGGAUCAGUACAAUCAGCGGUACAAAGAAAAAUUUGGUUUCCCAUUUAUCAUUUGUGCGAAAGAGAAUAAAAUCCAAUCUAUAAUUAGCGGCUUGCAGAAGCGUUACAAUAAUUCAUAUGAACAAGAAAUCAAUACUGGAAUAAACGAAGUGAAAAAAAUAUGCAAGCUUAGAAUAUUGGAUAUUGUAAAAAACUGA
This is a messenger RNA of Arctia plantaginis, 519 nucleotides long. NCBI's taxonomy places the organism in Eukaryota, Metazoa, Arthropoda, Insecta, Lepidoptera, Erebidae. The record is from the annotation of a GenBank genome assembly.